AUACUUCCGAGACGGUGUUAUUGCGUUGUUUGUCACAAGGUAACAUACCUGAACCGGCAAAGUCUGCGCCUAAGAAGGGCUCGAAGAAGACCGUCACCAAAACCGCCGGCAAAGGAGAAAAGAAGUGCGAGAGGUGAUGGGGAUCAUGAAUUCUUUCGUCAAUGACAUCUUCGAGCGCAUCGCCGGUGAAGCUUCUCGUCUCGCUCACUACAAGCGCUCCACCAUCACAUCUAGAGAAAUCCAGACCGCCGUGCGUCUGCUGCUGCCCGGUGAGCUGGCCGAACACGCCGUGUCUGAGGGCACAAAAGCCGUGACUAAGUAUACCAGCUCCAAGUAAAACAUGAUUUGACUUGAGGUACCCCAAAGGCUGUUUUAAGAGCCACUCAUGUUUAUUUAAAGAGCUUCCUUUGUUUUUAAUGCGUUUUAUUAUGUGGGUUUAUAUCUAUCUAUCUAUCUUCUUUAUUUUUCCUUCAUCUUGGGCAAACAAAAAUUGGCACUACAAUGUGUAUAGACUUCACGUUCUUAGUAACGCCAAUUAUUUCUAAAAUACUGUUUUAAGACAGUGACAAGUUUUGUGCAAUUCGUGAGCAGUCUGUUAAAACAGUGUUUUAAAAAGUUUAACCAAGGGCUUGCCAAGGGUUAAGCAGUCUUGUGUUUGGAUUCAUCUUUGAUUAAUCUAUACUUUUAUGCAUUUGAAUUAAAAAAAAAAAAGAAUGAUUAUCUUAUAAGCUCUAAGACUAAUCUACAUUCUUAAACAUCAGUGUCAAAAAGUGUUGUAUAUGUUCUGUUUUUUUAAGGAUUUUUUAAAGCAGGGGCGUCGCUAGGGCUAAUCAGCUCGAAUGUUUUUUUGUUUUUUUUUGUAUAGUCCUAUGAUUUCCAUGGAAUUUGUCAAUUUGUAUUUAAACUCUUUAAAUACACUAAAAAGUACUACACCCACAAAGUAGGUUUUAUAUAUUUUAAAUAGUUGUAAUCUAGUUUAUUUUAUUUGUUUUAUACUAAAAAGUACCAUUAUACUUUAUCUUUACUUAAAAUAUCAGUUUUUAUAUAACUAUAUAUUUUAAAUAAAACUACUACAAUUUAUUUGGGUAGUUAUUUCUAUGUGGUUGUUGUGUUCAAGAAAUGUUAUAAAAGUGAGUUGACAUACACAUUUUUUUAGAGCUGCCGUCGAUGUGGCAGGUGUGUUCAUCAAAUGUAAAUAUUUUAAAAUUAUUGUACGUUUUUCAUUGGCGGGGACUUUCCCAGGCAGAUUCAGCAUCUUCCUCGGCACUUCAACUGUUUGUUCGCUGCAGCGGAUCUGAAUCACAGAGACUGAUCAACACGAUCUGUGAAGAGUUCCUGAGAAUCUGUGGCAGUGGAAAGGAGAGAAGUGGCCCUGAGAUGCCUUAUUGAGUAUAUUGGGGAGAGACUGGAAGACCUUAUCAGUGUCCAACACGACAGCCCGUGGUCAGAGGUGUGCCAAACCUGUCGAAAGCAUGAUGCCUUCUGUUUGGGCUUACCUAUGCCCUCGACCUCAAGUAUCCCUCAAAACUGGUGUAUACUUUUGAGAUAUAUCAGAGGCUCUUUGUGGGAUUGGAACCCAUGCGUCCUAAGCCAUCAUCCAAGCAUGCAAAUCUCCUGACCAAGUUGUCUUACAUGAUUUCUCAAUGGCAUCUGGCAUCGUUUGCCAUCAUUUGAAAAAAUGCAAUCACUUUGGUAGGAGAAUCACUUGCAGAGGCUCUCAGACGCUUUGUGGAGCUGAGUAUUGAGUCUACACGGUUCUCAUGUGGUAGUUAAGUUCCGCAGCACCGCCCAGCGCUUCAUUACAUCCAGAUUGUUGACGUGUGAUACGUAUCCGCUCCGAGACAUGGCUGAAACUGCUCCAGCUGCCGCCGCUCCUCUGGCUAAAGCUCCCAAAAAGAAGUCGGCGUCUAAACCCAAGAAAACGGGCCCGAACGCCAGGGACCUCAUCGUCAAGACCGUGACCGCCUCCAAGGAGAGAAGCGGCGUGUCCCUUGCCAUCCUGAAGAAGGCUCUUUCUGCGGGUGGUUACGAUGUGGAGAAGAACAACUCCUGCAUCAAGCUUGCCGUCAAAAGUUUGGUAGCCAGUGGCACCCUGGUCCAGACGAAAGGCACUGGCGCCUCCGGUUCCUUCAAGCUCAACAAGAAGCAAGCCGAAACCAAGAAGAAACCAGCUAAGAAGACCCCCGCGAAAGCAAAAAAGUCUGCUGCCAAGAAACCCACCGCUAAGAAAUCCCCCAAGAAGGUAAAGAAACCGGCAGCCUCCGCUGCAAAAAGGGUGACAAAGAGCCCCAAAAAGGCGAAAAAGCCUGCAGUUGCUAAGAAACCAACCAAGAGCCCCAAAAAGGCAAAGCCAGCAGCCGCUAAGAAAGCAGCCAAGAGCCCCAAAAAGGCAAAGGCAGCCAAACCCAAAACAGUGAAGCCUAAGGCAGCCAAACCUUAAAAGGCGGCUCCCAAAAAGAAAUAAAUGUGUAUGUUUCUUCCCAAAACAAAACAGCUCUUUUAAGAGCCACCCACUUGCUACAGUUAAAGAGCAACAUUUUAGUGAUCUUAGUUUAAUGCUUUUUUUUUAGGAGUAAAUGUUUCUAUCUCAGUAGUAGCACAGUGCAGUAUGUUGAUGUCUGUUGAUAACACUGUCUUCACAUCUGCAUUCUGA
Labeo rohita (rohu) is the source of this 2653-nucleotide messenger RNA. Its product is annotated as histone H1. The transcript has 5 exons. Bases 1844 to 2440 code for a protein of 198 amino acids. NCBI's taxonomy places the organism in Eukaryota, Metazoa, Chordata, Actinopteri, Cypriniformes, Cyprinidae. Gene Ontology annotation, cellular component: nucleosome; nucleus. Gene Ontology annotation, molecular function: nucleosomal DNA binding; structural constituent of chromatin; double-stranded DNA binding. The record is from RefSeq and is a predicted model, not a curated record. Gene Ontology annotation, biological process: negative regulation of DNA recombination; nucleosome assembly; chromosome condensation.